This is a messenger RNA of Oncorhynchus kisutch (coho salmon), 2590 nucleotides long. Its product is annotated as protein CLN8. NCBI's taxonomy places the organism in Eukaryota, Metazoa, Chordata, Actinopteri, Salmoniformes, Salmonidae. Gene Ontology annotation, biological process: lipid homeostasis; phospholipid metabolic process; nervous system development. Gene Ontology annotation, cellular component: endoplasmic reticulum; membrane. The coding region runs from base 1282 to 2151 and encodes 289 amino acids. The record is from RefSeq and is a predicted model, not a curated record. Gene Ontology annotation, molecular function: ceramide binding. The transcript is spliced from 3 exons.
ACCAAAUUGAUCCCAGUGGCUGCACUACAUGGGGGAUAUGCCAUUGCAGAUUAGGAGACAGCAGCUGGCAAUUAAUUAUUGGGUCAACCUACAUGGACAUGGGGUGUCUCAUCCUGCGAAAGGGAUUUUACAUGCUGGGAACAUGAGCGAAGACAGAAUACGAGUUUUGGGUGGGUGGGUAAAACCCAGGCGAAGGAGAUGGGACUGUAUGGAAGGGAGUUUAUUCCAACGGUAGCUAUUCCUGUAAAUCCACCAUGGCUACUCCCGCCUCUAGCAGUUGAUCUAGAAGUAUUGGAGAGACUACAGAAAGAUAGGGAGGGUGUUGAUCCAUCUGAAUUGUUUAAGAGAUGUCUGGAUACUGUGUUUCAGGAUUUUGUGGCCAUUUACACAGAUGGUUCGAAAGAUCCAAGGACAGGACGUACUGGGUCAGCAUUUGUAGAGCAGGAAUGUGGGGUGUCAGUCAGGAAACGUAUUACAGAUCAUAUGGCUGUAUAUACGGCUGAGAUGAUGGCCAUACUAUUGGCCUUGCAGUGGGUGGAGGAAGUCAAGCCAGACAGAGAAGUUAUUUGCUCUGAUUCAUGUGCAGUGUUAAUGAGUCUCCAGUCCUUUAGGCCACGUGGCAGACAAGACCUGCUUUAUGAGGUGCUACAAAUCCAUGGUAGGAUUAGACAGAUGGGUAUACAGAUAAGAUUUACAUGGGUCCCAGCACAUGUGAGGGUGGAGGGGAACGAGGCUGUUGAUGUACUGACUCAACAAGCACUUAGUAGGUGGGUUGUUGAUGUUGUAGUUUCAAUGAGCAAGGUAGAGGCAAUGUACUGCUACAGUGUGGGCAGUAUCAGAGGGAAAAAAGAGGCUGAGCUCUAGUAUGAGGGAGAAGGGGAUACAUUAAAUUAAUUUAAAUAGUAUAUUGAGUAGAACAUCAUUAGAUAUAGUCCCAAAUAUUUUGUUAGAUUUUUUAAGAGCAACGGGGCUGACAGGUAGAAUUUAGUUUAUCCCUGUCUUUGGCCAACACUCUAGUACAGUAGGUGGCGGUAAUGCAGCAUAACGUUGGAUGACAACUGCCGAUAAACCCCACCGAAGAAGAAGAAGACCAAAUUGAUAACAACCCCGUUGCUGAUCAGAUGGAAUAUCUUUGAUUUCACAGUAGUACACACUGAUGUUUGCCAAUAAUGAACAAAUAAGGGUGGUUGAUGACUAACCCAUGAGAUCUUUCAGUGAUCACAGGGUCACUCAACUCUGUGAGACCUUCAACAGACAAUCCAUCCACUCACACAAACCAACAUGACCUCCGAGCAGGCCAGCACCCUGCCGACAUUCAAGGGCCCCGGCGACCCCAGUCCGGGCUACUUCUCCUGGGGUCUUCGCUUCCAGGUCAUCGGCCUGGGCUUUGCCUUCUACACCGCUGUGUUCGUCCUCUCCCACCUGGUGUCCAUGGCUCUCUCCCAGACCUACCGCUCUCUGCUGGCUAAGGAGAAGGUGUUCUGGAACCUGGCGGCCACACGGGCCGCGUUCGGCCUCCAGAGCACGGUGGCGGGCCUACGGGCGCUGACCGAGGAGUCGGCCGUGUCCAGGGACAGGGUCAGAGGUCAGGAGGACUGGUCUUGGUUCACCGUGCUCACAGCCACAGGCUUCUUUCUGUUUGAGAAUGUGGCGCUGCAUGCCUCAAGUGUGGUGUUCAGGGCUUUCGACCUUCCCCUGGCCGCCCAUCAUUUCUUUGCCCUGUCAGGGUUUGCUGGGGCGGUGGUCUGGGACUCACUAGGACAUUACCUGCCCAUGGUUACACUACUACUGGAGAUGAGCACACCCUUCACCUGCAUCUCCUGGAUGUUACUAAAGGCUGGCUGGGCGAGGACGCUCUUCUGGAAGGCCAACCAGUGGGUGAUGAUCCACAUGUUCCACUGCCGCAUGGUGCUCACGUACUACAUGUGGUGGGUGAGCUGGAGUCACUGGGGGGAGAUGAACAUGUACGUGGCUCUGCCCCAGCGCAUUCUCUUCUACACCGGCCUGGCCCUGCUCACAGUGAUCAUCAACCCCAUCUGGACGCACAAGAAGACCAUGCAGCUCCUCAACCCUGUUGACUGGAACUUCAGCAACAAGCCGCCGCCCAAUGGCCCCAGUGGGGAGCAGAAGGAGAAAACUCAUGAGCGAUAAACAAGCCAAGAACUGUGAACCUGUUUGGAGAGUUAUGGGGCUCUUUUACUAUGCUUGUAAAGGAGAGGAAGGGUGACUAAUUUCUCACAAACUCUUUAGCUUUUAGUGCUUGAGAUGUUGAACUAAACCACUGUUUUUUUAAAGGUUCUCAGUAGAGGUUUGAGGUCUGCUGUGUCUCUACAAGAUGUGGAUGAAAAGACCUCUUGCUCUUGGACUUUAGAACCUAGCUGGGUUCUGAAAGGAGAUGUCACUGACGACAAGAAAUCAUCUCACAGUAUUAUUGUCUUUGAUUAUAAUUUGCUGUUUUGGUUAGUGUUUUAUUGCGAAGGAGUGCAGAUGAACAGGGAGAAAGGUACAGUGCCUUGCGAAAGUAUUCGGCCCCCUUGAACUUUGCGACCUUUUGCCACAUUUCAGGCUUCAAACAUAAAGAUAUAAAACU